AUGUAUCACGGUCACAUCGACGUCCAUCUCUUAUCGCCCAAACAAUUGCAAACUGAGCUAAACACAAUAGCUCGCCAUCUGGCCAGCAAACUGGCUCUUCCGGAGAUUAAUGACAAUAUACGCAACUUAUACAAGUUACUCCAAAUCCAAGCUCGCUUAACUGACCAAUAUCUUAUAAUAGAAGUAAAAAUCCCUCUGCUAAGCGAUGAAAUAUACGAAAUUGACCGCUUAAUAAGCAUUCCGCAGCACGUAUCACCCGACAACGUCAUACAGGUUAUUCCCGGAACCGAUCUAAUCGCAUUCAACAUUAAUCAAGAUACAUUCAUACCAAUGGAAAGCACUAAUAUCAACAGGUGUACCCAAAUGAACGGAAAAAAGGUAUUAUGUCACUUGAACAAUCCCAUUUAUGACGUACAACAAGGCAAAUCCAUUUGCAACACAGAAAUACUAAAUCAUCAAAAGAAGCAUGACUCGUACUGCCAUACAGAAACAAAACCCUGCGCCGACAAGUGGUACAAAUUGCAUAAACAAAACACAUGGCUAUUCGCCUGUUGCGAAGAAUGCUUAGUUCGCAUCUUAUGCCCAGACGGUCUGGCGACAAAAGUACUUCAUAGCAACGGACUGAUUCAGCUCGGCCAAGGUUGUGUCUUGAAAGGCGACACUUUUAUGCUAUACGCCAACAAAGAUUACAUCGAAGAAGCAUUUACUGAUUUAGAUCCUCACAAUUUAUUACUCGAAGUGUCUCCAUUAAAUAAUGUACUGAACACAUCCCUCGCUCAGAUGACUUUCCACAAUGAAACACACGAACAAGAGUUUCAACAGCUCCAUCGGGAUAUACAAAUGCUUAGUUUUGUACGACAUCCGGUUAGUACGACGUAA
This is a messenger RNA of Leguminivora glycinivorella, 879 nucleotides long. RefSeq lists its product as uncharacterized. The coding region runs from base 1 to 879 and encodes 292 amino acids. Lineage: Eukaryota; Metazoa; Arthropoda; Insecta; Lepidoptera; Tortricidae. The transcript has a single exon. The record is from RefSeq and is a predicted model, not a curated record.